Molecule: messenger RNA, 651 nt
Organism: Clonostachys byssicola
Lineage: Eukaryota; Fungi; Ascomycota; Sordariomycetes; Hypocreales; Bionectriaceae
Source: the annotation of a GenBank genome assembly
AUGUCAGACCAGGUAUCCAAAGACGCAGCCCUCAUCUACAACUACCACCGCCUCUCCCACACCCCCACGGCCGCCGACGCCAUCUUCUGCCUCUGCAGCCUCGACACCCGCGUCGCCAUCCGCGCCGCGGAUCUCUUCCUUGCCGGCCUCGCCCCCCUGCUCAUCAUCUCUGGUGGCUCCGGCGCCCUCACGGCCAGCCGUUUCGACGAACCGGAGGCGGUCAUCUUCGCCCGCCUCGCCCGCCAGCGCGGCGUCCCGGAGUCAGCCAUCCUCGUCGAGCCGGCCUCGACCAACACGGGUGAGAACGUCCGCUUCACGCACGCCCUCCUGCGCGAGCGGGGGUUCCCACCGCUCAGGUCGCUCAUCUUGGUGCAGAAGCCGUACAUGGAGCGGAGGACGUAUGCGACCUUCUGCAAGCAGUGGCCCGACGAGGGGGUGAGCAUCGUCGUGACGUCCCCGCAGUACGAGUUUGAGGAGUACUUUGACGCGGACAACCCGCGCGAGCUGGUCAUCAGCAUCAUGGUGGGCGAUCUGGAUCGGAUCCGCGAGUAUCCCGCCAAGGGGUUCCAGAUUGAGCAGAAGAUCCCUGAUGAGGUGUGGGAGGCUAGGAAUAGGCUGGUUGCAGCAGGUUAUGAUAAGCAUUUGCCUUGA